CAUAAUCCUGUUCAGCACAUUGUGAAGUGGUCAGGGUGAGAAGGAGAGUCAGACCAAGUCAGGAAGAAGCCAACAGGUUGUUAUCUCCAAGUCAGAUGAGAGAGGUAGUGCACACAAAACAAGAAAAAUAACAAUAUUAUCACUUCACCAUAGUGUUUAUUUGCAGCAUGGGGAAUUCUAAGAGUGGGGCACUGUCCAAGGAACUUCUGGAGGACCUGAAGUCCAAUACUAAGUACAACGAGGCCGAGCUGUGUGUCUGGUACCAGUCCUUCCUCAAGGAAUGCCCCACAGGCAGGAUCACCAAGGAGCAAUUUGAGGGCAUCUAUGCCAGCUUCUUCCCUAAUGCAGAUCCUACUGAGUACGCAAGGCAUGUUUUUAGGAGCUUUGAUACCAACGCAGAUGGUCAACUGGACUUUAAGGAGUACAUUGUGGCCCUGCACCUUACCUCCGGAGGCAAGACCCUGCAGAAGCUAGAGUGGGCCUUCGCCCUCUACGACGUGGAUGGAAACGGAACCAUCAGCAAAAAUGAGAUCCAAGAGAUUGUUAAGUCAAUAUUUAACAUGAUUCCCGAGGAAGACCAAAAGGACCUGCCUGAAGAUGAAAACACACCUGAUAAGAGAGCAGACAAAGUCUGGGACUUUUUUGGAAAGAAGGAAGAUGACAAGAUUGCAGAGAGGGAAUUCAUUCAAGGAGUGAUGGACAACAAGGACAUCCUACGGUUGAUUCAGUAUGAUGAGCCCCAGAAAAUCAAGGACAAACUGAAGGAGAAGAAACAAUAGCUUUCCGACAAAAUCAUUCUUUUGAAUUCUAUAAGACUGUUCAAAGCUUUACUGUUUACAAACCCAACUCUCCUGCCAGACCUGGGCUCUUUGUGCGCUAGACAACAUUGGCUUACACAUUGAAGUACCGCACAUUGUGGUGGAUGACCUGUUUGUCAAUGAGCCACCUGGACUUUUCUUCCCACUCAAAUAACUGUUCCGUGCUCUAGAAUGAUGGGUAUUCUUUUCUAUUUCGUAAUGAAUGAAUGGUUUCCAGGAUUCUGUUGCCUGCUGCUGUGUUCACUUGCAUUCAUUAGUUUAAUAAAGAGAAAGCCGCCCGUAAGGACCCACUGGGCACACACUGGUUGAAUCAAUGUUGUUUCCAUGAUAUUUAAAUGAAAUUAUGUCGAACCAACAUAGACUUGACAUCUGUGCCCAGUGGGGAGCUCCUUAUGAAGGGAAUUAGGCUGAAGUUAACAAUCCCUGUCUUACUAUCAAUCCUAUUAGUAUGUGAAGGUCAGUUUAAAAAACAUCCUGGCAGAGGUUUGUUAUGAAGGUAAUCAUGUCUAUAGAAUGUGUCUUAUAAUGUGCUUAGCAGGACUGAAACCUCAUACAAUGUACAGUAUUCAACUGGUAGAACAAAGGAAAAGGAGUCUUUUUUCUUGAAUAUUGAUGACAUUUUGUUGAUGCUGCCAGAGACUGCUGGAAACUAUAUAAUAAAAAACGCUGUGAAAAAUGA
This is a messenger RNA of Oncorhynchus gorbuscha (pink salmon), 1497 nucleotides long. Its product is annotated as recoverin-like. The record is from RefSeq and is a predicted model, not a curated record. The transcript is spliced from 3 exons. NCBI's taxonomy places the organism in Eukaryota, Metazoa, Chordata, Actinopteri, Salmoniformes, Salmonidae. The coding region runs from base 168 to 779 and encodes 203 amino acids. Gene Ontology annotation, molecular function: calcium ion binding.